UGUGUGCGCAGGCGCGCGCCGCACCAGGCUCCCACGGUCGCUUGGUGCGGGCGGCAACCGCUAACCAUGCAGGUAGGAGUCCCUGGAAUCACAGACUAGGUUUAUGAGAGUAGCCUUGUGAAACCAGCAAGAUUGGGCAGAGAUGGUGAAAUGCUGACCUAGUCCCAGCAGAAGCCUCAGCCUGGGGAGCAGAAAGCCCUGAACCUGAGAUGGCCCUGCAGGGACCCUUCAAAUGAAGACACAUCUGGAUGGAGGGCCACACUGACAUGGAGAUAUUAAGGACAGUGAAAGGGUCUUCCACAGGGGAGGUCAACAUGCACCUGGUGGCCAGAGACAGCAUAGGCUCCCAUCCUCACCUGCCUACAACCGCCUUCAUUAUUCCUACCAAUGAAGCUACCAUUGGUCUGCCUAGUUCUGCCUUGGAUGUGUCCUACCCCCGGGAGCCAGUCCAUGUGGGUGCCCUGGAGCGGGUGGCUGGCAGCGAACCCGUAACAGCCACUAUUCUACCACAGCUAAGCACCGGACCGGGGACCAAUAGCACAGUCAGGCUUCUGGAUUGGACAGGGGUUUCCGCACCUUUAGCUGGAAGCAGCAUGCGGUUCCGGAUAAACGAGUACGCGCCACUGAACAUCAUAGGAAUGGAGCGACGAAGCCCGGAGCAGCGACACGAGGGUGGGCCGGCUGGAAAAAAUACGGGCAUCCAGCACCCUGAUAUUCACCAGGACACUCAAAACGUCAUUUCUCUGGAACCUCCAGUAGACGCAAGCUCCUGCAAAUGCCAGGCUUGUGGGCCUCAACAAAAUAUUAGCUUAGACGUUGGUUCAUCGGGAGACCAAUGUCCACAGCCUUUCCAGAAGAGGUCAGUCAUUGUAGAAAACUCAGGCCGUAGCAUCACUUCUGAGCUCCUAAAACCCAUGAAAAAGAGGAAACAUAAGGAGUAUCAGAGCCCAUCAGAGGAGUCCGAGCUGGAAGCCAUGAAGCAAGGAGAAGGAAAAGACCUAGAGAGAGAGCCCACCCCCAGCACCCCAGAGAAUGAAGAGUGGAGUAGAAGCCAGCUGGUGUCCAGUGAGAAGAAGGAAGGCUGGUCCUGGGAGUCCUACCUGGAGGAGCAGAAGGCUGUCACAGCCCCAGUUAGCCUCUUCCAGGACUCCCAGGCCGUCACCCAUAACAAGAAUGGCUUCAAACUGGGCAUGAAACUGGAAGGCAUUGACCCCCAACACCCAUCUAUGUACUUCAUCCUCACUGUGGCUGAGGUGUGUGGCUACCGCCUGCGCCUGCACUUUGAUGGUUAUUCCGAGUGCCACGACUUCUGGGUCAAUGCCAACUCCCCUGACAUUCAUCCCGCUGGCUGGUUUGAGAAGACUGGACACAAGCUGCAGCUUCCCAAAGGUUACAAGGAAGAGGACUUCAGCUGGAGCCAGUACCUGCGCAGCACAAAAGCUCAGGCCGCCCCCAAGCAUCUGUUUGUAAGCCAGAGCCAUAGUACUCCACCAGUGGGCUUCCAGGUAGGCAUGAAGCUGGAAGCUGUGGACCGCAUGAACCCCUCCCUCGUCUGUGUGGCCAGUGUGACAGAUGUGGUGGACAGUCGCUUCCUGGUGCACUUUGAUGACUGGGGCGAUACUUACGACUACUGGUGUGAUCCCAGCAGCCCCUACAUCCACCCAGUAGGCUGGUGCCAGAAGCAAGGAAAGCCCCUGACGCCUCCACAAGACUACCCAGACCCUGACAGCUUCUGCUGGGAGAAAUAUCUAGAAGAAACUGGGACCUCAGCUGUGCCCACUUGGGCCUUCAAAGUGCGACCCCCUCACAGCUUCCUCGUCAACAUGAAGCUGGAGGCUGUAGACCGCCGGAACCCAGCACUGAUUCGUGUAGCCAGCGUGGAAGAUGUGGAGGACCAUCGGAUAAAGCUCCACUUUGAUGGCUGGAGUCACAACUAUGAUUUCUGGAUUGAUGCCGAUCACCCAGACAUCCACCCUGCAGGCUGGUGCUCCAAGACAGGACAUCCCCUGGAGCCUCCUCUCCGGCCCAGAGAGUCCAGCUCUGCCUCCCCUGGGGGAUGCCCCCCUCUCAACCACAGGAGCCCACCCCACACAAAGACUUCCAAAUAUAGCUUUCACCACCGGAAGUGCCCCACUCCUGGCUGUGACGGCUCCGGCCACGUCACUGGCAAGUUCACAGCUCACCACUGCCUCUCUGGCUGUCCACUGGCCGAGAAAAACCAGAGCCGGCUGAAAGCGGAGCUGUCCGACUCGGAGACCGCAGCCAGGAAGAAGAACCCGUCUAAUUUGUCCCCAAGGAAAAAGCCUCGCCAUCAAGGCCGGAUUGGACGCCCUCCAAAGUAUCGCAAGAUUCCAGAAGAAGACCUCCAAGCCCUCCCUCCCAGUGUGGUACACCAGUCCCUCUUCAUGUCCAGCUUGCCAGCCCACGCUGAUCGCCCACUCUCUGUGAGCUGGGAGCAACACUGUAAGCUAUUGCCUGGAGUGGCGGGCAUCUCAGCCUCCACAGUCUCCAAGUGGACCAUUGAAGAGGUCUUUGGCUUCGUUCAGACCUUGACGGGUUCUGAGGAUCAAGCUCGCCUCUUCAAAGAUGAGAUGAUUGACGGCGAGGCCUUCCUUUUGCUGACACAGGCGGACAUUGUGAAGAUCAUGAGUGUCAAGCUGGGCCCAGCCUUGAAGAUCUAUAACGCCAUUCUCAUGUUCAAAAACACUGACGAUGCCUUUAAGUGACUGGUUGGGGCGGAGGGGGGAAUCCUCCCAUCCUUACUGGGUUCCCUCUGCAGACGGUGCUUCUCUCCCAACUUGAGUUCUGCACUCCUGUCCUCACUGUUCUGGAGCAGAGGAGCCUGAGGAAGGAGGUCUCAGCCCCCAGUCCUGGAGUUAUUUGUCUCCAGUUGCCCCAGGGAGGGUGUGACUAAGGCCUGACUGAUAGAAAGGACCGCAGGUGUCCUGGCUAGGGCAGCCUGCAUCUUCAGCCAUCUUGGUUACUGACUUAGGAGGUUAGGUGGAGCUGCCUAAAAUAAGCAUCCUCUAUGCAGAACCUAUGUCCUUUUGUCAUCUCUAUGUCCUUUCUCCUCCUUGGCACUUCUCCUCCUACUAAGAAAUGACCAUGAUCUUGGCAUACAUGCUUACACGUGAAAGGUGCCUCCCUGUCUGCUGUUGGCUGUGUACCCUUGCUCUCCGUCCAUGGACAACCCAGGCCCCAUGGCUCUUCCUCUGUAGAUGCUUAAGUCUCUGACAUAUGGGAGCUUCCUACUAGGAGCCUCUGGCUGUCUUUUCCCUUUUGCCUCUAGGCAGAGAUGCAGAGCCAAGGCACCCUUCAUGAACACUUUCAGUGCAGGAUCACUCAGCAUGGAGUGGGCGGUACGGAGUGAGCAGAUGGUUAGAGCCCAUGGCAUAACAAUCAGGGCCUAAGUUCCCUGAUGCUGUCUCUGUUGGGUGUGGGAGAGAUAAAGUCUGGCCUAACAAGCAGUCCAGGCUAGACCGUCAGACACAUUGGAGUCUUCGACCUCAAGUAUAGCUCCAGAAAGUGUGAUGGCAGCCUCAUUCUAUCUGUGUCUGUGAAUCUCAGCCAAGAUAUUACACAUGAGGGAGAGGCCCCUGCCAGCCCAGCCUCCUGCCAGGAGGGUGUGGUACUGGCUAGCACACAACCCCUGUGACGUCACCUUCACUCCGUUUCUUAAAUAUUUCUCAUUUUGCUCUCUAGUCUGACGAAGGCCACUUACAGUAGAGAGUUGGAAAGGUCCCCUCUCCUGUCUCUGAGCUCUUGGGCCCUUCUUGCCAGUCUCCAACAGUCUCUCACUGCCAGCUAGGCUCCUGCUGGGGCUCUGGGACUUGGACCUUUCUGUCCAAGUGGAGGUUCAUCUUCCACUCUGUUACUGCCAAGCCCGCCUCCCAGCCUGAGUGGGGAGUGCCAGAGCCCAGGGGGAGCCACCCCUCCAGUAGAUGGGAGCCGGUGCCAAACUUCAUCUGGUGCUGAGAUGGGCCUGCUGGCUGAAGAGCAGGGUUGUCGCCCUCUCCAGUAUACUUAUAAGUCAUGUGGUCUAUCUAUCUAUCUAUCUAUCUAUCUAUCUAUCUAUCUAUCUAUCUAUCUAUCUCUGUGUGUGUGUGUGUGUGUGUCUCGCGCGCAUGCGUGCGCACACACGUGUUGGUCUCUCAGCAGUAUCUGUCAGGUGCAGGUGUGAGGUGCAGUCCUGGGACUAUGAAGGGCUACUGUUAAGCUAUGAGGCUUUAUUACUUCCUCAGAAAGGGGAAGCCAAAAGUCCUAUUGAUUUCCUGUUUCAGUGCUUUGGGGACCUCCCCUCCCUAGGCCAGACAGCUUCUGGGGGAUAGCCAAGUGGCACCCAGCUAGCCUGCCAAAGGCUCAGAUUUCCUUUCCCCUUCAGCCCUCAGGGGGUAACUUUCUGGGAGGACAUUGGGCAAGGUUGGCCAAGUGAGGAGGGAGGGCUAGGUUGACAGAUGUGACAUCACUGCCCCUUUGCUGGAAAUAAGGAGGUGCCAAUCUCUCUCAGUUGUCUGGGUUGCACUGGAAAUUGCCACCUCCUGGCCUUUAGCCCGCCCUGCCACACACUGACUAGUCUGAGAGAGCAGCAAAUGUUCUGUGUUCUUAUCUGGUGCUGUGAGACCACACAGUUCCCAGGAGAGGGACUGCACAGCCUUUGCCAUGCAGCCCUGCUCAGUGAUGGUUGCCUGUGGAAAAGACCAGACGGCCUUGGAAAAGAAGACUCGCAGCCUCCCAGCUCUAGGCCACACCCCUUCUGCACUAAUAUCAGAAACCAAAUCUUAAAAGUCAAAAGAAACCUACCUUCCAACCAUCCCCCAACCCAUCCACCCCACUGGGUCCCCAGAUAAGACCAUUGCACCUUAACCUGGGAGUGCAGGCAGUGGGUGACUGUUUCUGGCACUUGGACCCUGGACUCCAGCAACAGGAACUACGUAUACUUUGUCCCCAAUAGACUUGUCCAACCUCUGCCCAGCCCUGGCCUAGGACAGAGAUGAACUUUGUUUAUUUUCUGAGGCAGAGAUGAUGGUCCCAGAGUCUGAAAAUGAAACCUGUUUGCACCUUCAUUCAUACGCACUAUGAUGGGGUUACACUUAUUUUUUACUUGCUCUGUGUGUCUGUGUGUGUGUUCUCUCUCUGUGUCUGUCUGUCUGUCUGUCUGUGUGUGUAUGCUCUCGAGCGUACAGUCUUAAAGAGAACCCUCUGGUUUAAACUAAAGUGACUGACUCUUGAAAGAAGAAACGUUACAAACAAAAUAUAGUAUGGCUUGUCUGUGUAUUGAAAACAACAUAAAUAAAUAAAUGGUUGACUGGUCUGC
This is a messenger RNA of Grammomys surdaster, 5314 nucleotides long. It is a transcript of the gene L3mbtl1, whose product is annotated as L3MBTL histone methyl-lysine binding protein 1. The transcript has 23 exons. Gene Ontology annotation, molecular function: zinc ion binding; protein binding. The record is from RefSeq and is a predicted model, not a curated record. Gene Ontology annotation, biological process: regulation of DNA-templated transcription. The coding region runs from base 249 to 2726 and encodes 825 amino acids. Lineage: Eukaryota; Metazoa; Chordata; Mammalia; Rodentia; Muridae. Gene Ontology annotation, cellular component: nucleus.